AUGUUCACCGCCGACAAGACUUUCACUUUCCUUGUCAUCUUCUCCAUCUUCCUCCUGCAGGUUGCGGGAGAGGCAUUCCCCACCAUGGUCGUUCAGCAGAAUGAUGGAGUCUUCCCCAAUGUCACCAACUCCACUGGCACCCUCUCUGUUGCCUCCCCGUCUGGAACCUCCUUCAUCUCUGUCAACGUUCGCCAGGAGGCCGCCCAGGUCAAGCACUACAAUGAUGCUGGCAACCCCAUUGACAACGAUGAGAUCCUUCCUGGCUACAGCAAGGAGAAGCGUCAGCAGAACACCUGCCACCUAAUCUGCACCCCCAGCUCCAUGGCCGACAUUUGCCAGGGCUCUCCUGUCUUCGCAAGCUGUGGUGAUGAUUGCGAGCUCCACGUUGCACCCCCUGUCACCCCGCCAGGAGUCACUGCAGCUGCACUGGCGGACACGGAGACCAGUGGCCUGAGCAAGAGUCUCGCUGACACCGAUGACCUUCACAACAUGCCUGCUGUCAAGUCAACCGCGGACGAGAAUGGAGACGCCGCUCCUGAUACCGUCAUUCGUGCCGGUACGGAGAUCUACAAGCCACUUCUUGAGGCCUCAACGGGUUCUACUAUGAUACCGGUGACCCAGGAGGAUCAGGUUCCCACCACGGAUAUUCAGGUCCUGCCAGAGGAGAAGCCUCGUCCUUCCUUCUACAGCAGGCUGUUCUCCCGCAACAGGCCUCUUCCUGAAGUUCCCUCUGCUCCUGGUGGAUGGAUUCCUCGCCCCGGAAUCAACCAGCGCGAGCUCGGCGCACCCUUCCAUGAGGAUGAGGGAAUCGCCACUGAGUAUGAUGGUGAUGCAGUUGAUGAUGUUCAGGCUUAUCUCGAGGAUGAGGACUAG
This is a messenger RNA of Diaporthe citri, 873 nucleotides long. RefSeq lists its product as uncharacterized. Bases 1 to 873 code for a protein of 290 amino acids. NCBI's taxonomy places the organism in Eukaryota, Fungi, Ascomycota, Sordariomycetes, Diaporthales, Diaporthaceae. The record is from RefSeq and is a predicted model, not a curated record. The transcript has 4 exons.